AUGGAUGUACCCUGCGAGUCUGAGCUGAUCAGGGACGAAACCCAGGACUUUGGCAAAUGGGGAUGGGUAUUCUACCGGUGUACCUACGACGACGAUGACGCUUGGGCUCGCUUCAGAGGCAUCAUCAAUGACACAUCCCGAAAACACAGCGAGUUCUACGAAUAUCCGGAAAUCCUCGAUAAUUUUCAAAUCGUCCUCCAAAUCGUGCCUUAUGGCUACUAUGCGUUCUAUCUGUCCCUGGUUCCCGCUGGUGCCCCAGUUCCAUUCUUGAAUUUUUGCGGCUUAAGGCCGGAUAUGUCUGGAGAGGGCGGCCUGCCGAAACAGGCCCCUCGUACAUGUUCUGAUUUGUACAAGACCAUUCCUGCCCCAGUAGUUAAAGCAGUUGCCGGCGGCUGGAAUCGAACCAGCGACCUCUGGGCUCCAGAGGCCUUGCCAGGUGUAUGCCACUACACCACGCCGGAAAUCCUCGAUAAGAUGAAAUGGACAUUCUUGGAAGACAAGCAACAAUUCGAUGGCGCUUCUACGGCAAAGUUGCGUGCUCACUUCCGCGAGUGGGUGAAGCAAUCAGCACCACCGAGGGAUUCAUCAGAAACCCCGCCCCGAGAGCCCAACCCACCCGGCCUAGAAAGCAGUUCUGACAACACGAUGUACGAUGAAUAUUUCGUCCAAGUAGACGAGAUAUCGCUGCGCAGUGUCGUCUACAAGGAGUUGCCGCCGGCUGAAGCCAACCUGUACAUCCGCAGGCACAUCAACCUGGUGAGCACCGACUGGAAACCCGCGCGACUGGAGGAUUACCAUGGAGACAAUGUCAUCGAAGACCAUUUCAGCUUUCCGGAACUUGAGGGAUGCACUGAGGAGAACGUUGGCUGGAUGAGUUUGGCAGUGAGUGAAGUCGGCCCGUCUACCUUUCAGAGGAUCCCUCAUCUGUGGUACAUCAUUUAUGAGAGACCUCCUGAUAUCGUGUACCGCGUGUAG
This is a messenger RNA of Colletotrichum phormii, 975 nucleotides long. RefSeq lists its product as uncharacterized. Bases 1 to 975 code for a protein of 324 amino acids. The record is from RefSeq and is a predicted model, not a curated record. The transcript is spliced from 3 exons. NCBI's taxonomy places the organism in Eukaryota, Fungi, Ascomycota, Sordariomycetes, Glomerellales, Glomerellaceae.